Carassius gibelio (silver crucian carp) is the source of this 4826-nucleotide messenger RNA. Its product is annotated as WSC domain-containing protein 2. NCBI's taxonomy places the organism in Eukaryota, Metazoa, Chordata, Actinopteri, Cypriniformes, Cyprinidae. The transcript has 10 exons. The record is from RefSeq and is a predicted model, not a curated record. Bases 1415 to 3157 code for a protein of 580 amino acids.
GUUGGAGCAGGAUUUAAACAAAACAGGGCUUCGGUGUUGAGUUGAGUUUGACAGCCCCGAUCUAGAUGUACUAAAAUGCAGCACUGCGCCAUAACUUUGUCUAAAAAGUAUUAUUAAAUAAAUUAAUAUGAUGGAUUUAUAUAUAUAUGUAUAUAUUAGAUCAAAAACAGAUUGGCUUUCUGGCUCCUCAUCCUAGGCCACUGAUUUAUGUACAAAAGACAGUGUACUGUUCGAGCAGUCGCGUUUAUUAAUCUCAUCUCGGUUUAUUUAUUUAAUAAUUUGUUUCGUGCUGUGUCUGUGCAGAACUCUAGGCAGUGCUGUCGGGCUGUGCGGCGCGCGCUCUGACGCGCGGCUGCUGCUGUUGCUGUGAACUGCAUGGAUGUGAGACACGCGCCGGAUACGCGAGGAGAGAAGAGACAGACAGCUCUCUUGACAACGUUAUAAAAAAAAAACCGGAAAGCCUCCUCUUUGACCUGAUUCACGAGUAGCAGGUACUAUGCGGUCGCGCUGUGCGUGCGCGCUUGCGGCUCUGAGCGCGCGACGAUGUAAAAGGCAGCGCGUGCGGAUUCUGCGGCAGCUGUGAUCGGGAAUAACUGGGAUAGGAAAACUCAGCGAGGCAUGGAAAAGCACGCUGAUCACUGAGCAAAUAAUCAUCCAGACAAUCAUUCACAGACGUGUUCAUUGUGCGCGCCCCCAGGCGCUCCGUUCUUCGAUCGAUUCCCACAGAAGAGACACACAGAGCAUAUGAAUGUGAACGGGUGCGUGCGCUGCAAGUGAUUCCGUAGUUCUGCCCUGCUCCGUUCAAAGGCUGCUGAGAAGACCUUACAGACAGGAGCUGAGCUAUACUGGCUCUGAAUGAAGUCUGUGUGCUGCUGGAUUAGAAUGUUGUGACGAUAACAUCAGCCUGACUCCGCUCUGACUGCGGCAGGUGGGAGCCCAGGGGUCAGGUAACGGUGACACUGGGACAUUUCUGUGAGUGAGGGCUGAGUCAGGAAUGAAGCAGUGCUGAUUUUUUUGAUUGACGGACAGCUCGGUGGGAAACAAGGCCUCGAGAGAGAGCGAGGGUCCGAUAACAGGAGUGAAAGCGUCGCAACAGCAAUAUCAUCUUUCAGUCUUUACUGCCACUCGUCUUUCACAACUUGGCCUCUGCGGUAGCACCGUUCUCCUCUGUCGCUGCCUCUUUGGGGAUGUAGAAAGACACGGGACACACGCACGGACACAUUCUUGCAUGCUGCCGAAGAGGAAAAACUGGGGAAGUGUCUUAAGGUCCUUAAUAGAUAAACUGUGUUAAACGACACUGCCGUCACAACUAUUGUUUCCUGGUUUUAGUGUUUCAAAGGGACUCAUAGUACCAUGAGUGUUUAGGAAGGUGCUUUCUCUGACUUUAUAUGUUCCUGUGUAACAUCGAAGGCCAAUGCGUGUGGCUCGAGAGCCCAUCAUGGCCAGACCGCUGCUUAAGAUCCACCGCUAUUUCCACCGUAAACCGAUACGCUUUUUCUCUUUCAUCCUCCUUUACCUCACUGCUGGAAGUCUUGUUUUCCUGCACUCCGGCUUCUCCAGCGAUACUUCCACUACUGGAGCUUCUGGAAGCGGCCGUGACCCACUUAUAUCUGAAGGUGGGGGCGGCACAGGUGCUGGGAGCUCUUCCUCUGAUGCUCUCGGGCUCCUAGGAAGAGUGUUUAAGGAAACAAGAAGAACCCCCCGGAGAUUUGGACCACCAUGGAUGAAGGAAAAUGGGGCACAGGAUGCACCGGAGUGGGCCGGAAGAGGAUUCGAUCAUACCAGCAGCUGGAGCCAUGGAGCCAAAGGAAGAACCACCAAAGAGAUGGACGAUGGGAGAGCAAAGUACAUCGGAUGUUAUGUUGAUGACACACAGAAGCGGGCUCUUAGAGGGGUUUCCUUUUUGGACUACAAAAAAAUGACUGUCUUCCGUUGCCAAGACAACUGCGCUGAAAGGGGUUAUCUCUAUGCGGGUCUGGAGUUUGGAGCGGAGUGCUACUGUGGCCAUAAGAUCCAGGCACCCAACGUGUCAGAGAGUGAAUGUAAUAUGGAGUGUAAAGGGGAAAAGAGUAACAUCUGUGGAGGACCUAAUCGACUGUCCAUAUACAGACUGGAGUUGAGCCAGGAGUCAGCCCGCAGAUAUGGGAGUGCCAUCUUCAAGGGCUGUUUCAAGAGGCCAGAGAACGUGACCCUGGCACUUCCUGCUAGUGCCGUUAUUAAAAACAUGUCAGUGGACAAGUGUGUUGACUUGUGCACAGAGAAAGAAUUCUCUCUGGCAGCCUUGGCUGGUGAAAAAUGUCACUGUGGAUUUCCUACUUCGCUCUUCACCCUGCAUGAGCAUGAGGAUGAGGAACUGUGUCUCCAGCACUGUGCAGGAGAAGACUUUGAGAGCUGUGGAAACAAUGACUUCUUUGUAGUGUACCAGACCCAGGUGCAAGAUAAUCGUUGUAUGGACCGGCGCUUUUUACCCACUCGUUCCAAGCACCUAGUGGCACUAGCUAGUUUCCCAGGAGCAGGGAAUACAUGGGCCCGUCACCUGAUUGAGCUGGCCACGGGUUACUACACCGGGAGCUACUACUUUGAUGGCUCACUGUACAAUAAAGGUUUCAAAGGGGAGAGAGAUCACUGGCGCAGUGGUAGAACCAUAUGCAUCAAGACCCAUGAGAGCGGCAAGAAGGAGAUCGAGGCCUUCGAUGCCAGCAUUCUUAUGAUCCGCAAUCCUUACAAAGCACUCAUGGCAGAAUUUAACCGCAAGUAUGGUGGCCAUAUUGGAUUUGCCUCUCAAGCUCAUUGGAGGGGGAAAGAGUGGCCAGAGUUCGUGAAGAACUACGCUCCAUGGUGGGCAUCCCACACACUAGACUGGCUGAAAUAUGGAAAGAAAGUUCAAGUGGUACACUUUGAGGAUUUAAAACGGGAGCUUUUCUCUGAGCUAAAAGGCAUGGUCAUCUUUCUGGACCUAGAAGUCUCAGAGGACCGCCUGCUGUGUGUGGAAGGACAGAAGGAUGGGAACUUCAAACGCUCUGGGCUGAGGAAGCUGGAAUAUGACCCUUAUACACCAGAGAUGCGUGCAACUAUUGACGGGCUUAUUAAGACCGUGGACACGGCACUCAGAAAGAGAAACCUGUCUGGUGUACCCGAGGAGUACAGACCCAGAUGAUACCCAUCUCUUCAUUUACUUCAAAACCAUUUUCCCCCUAGAAUAUGAAAUUGUUUUCAUUCUCCUUGACUGCUUUCAGUUUUACGAAUUGUGUAGUAUGUAUUGCACAAAUGAACUGCUGAAAAACUGUUUGCCCUUUCAUUAAUAGUCUACACUACAUAGUAAGCCAUGGGCUUGUGCAACAAUUUGCUUUGAGUUUAAUCACUUUGGAUCUAUCUUCCUUAGGCCAAUAUAAGUGUGUGACUCAUUACGGGAAAUGACUGUUCACGCUUCUUAUGAAAGAAGUGUCCGUUGCCAUCAAGACAUCCGGGACAGCUAUUUAGAUAAACUCAUGAUAUGUGUUAGAAUAAUUUAUUAAAUCAGCUUUUCCUUCAACUACUGGACUAAACUAUGAUCAGUUAAGCACUUCAGUCUCAUUGGGAAUAUCUGGACAGCGAUGUUCAUUUUUAACAUCUGAACCCCAGUUUCCUGUUACCACAAAUAUCUGGAAAUUGCUUUCAGAUGUUAUGAUGCUUCUUAGAUUUGAUAUGGACCACAAAAAUCCUCAAGUUAUACCACGUGAUCAGAUAAAUGCAUGGGCAACUCAAAAACACGUUGUCUGGUACUUGCGUUCAGUGAUUUGCAGGCAAAUUGCAGCCCUUAUCGAGCUAUCGGUUUAGAUGAAAGCAACCAAAUUCUUCUGUUUUGUGUUUAGAGCACUUCUACGUUGAGAUUGUUCCAUUGAGUUAAUUGAUUUCUUUUUUCUUUUUCUUCUCACUGAGGUUUUAAGAUGUAUUUGCAGUGGGUGAUAAAAAAGGGGGCUUCUUGUAAAUUGCUUAAAGAGACAUUAACUGACCCUUUACCCCUUUUAUUGUUUGAAUCUGUUAAAGGGAUACUGUAGUUUUCCCCAAAAUGAAAAUGCAUUCAGUAAUAUUUUUUUUACACAUUAAAUACAUAAAAAGAGUUGUGUAUCAAUACUUGGAUUUACAUGAAGAUGUGUAAAUGAUGAACUAUCCCUAUGUGCAAACAGCUUGAUCAAUUUAUGUCCCAGGUUAGAUUGUGAGAGAAUAGUUGCACAGCGCACUGAAUAACUUCCCCACAAAAUCCAAUAAUUUUACAUUUUCAUUAGAUGCCAGGCUUUGGAUGCAGAAAUAUUCAGAAUUAUUUUUGUUUUUUGCCAGUGUUUAAACUGCAGGAGGUUUUAUUCAAAACAUUAAAUCAGCUUUAUUUAAUAAUCUUGAAGGGGUGAAAACAAGUAUGAAGCAAUGUUCUAAAGAGACUAAAAGCACCUCAAAGGUAAAUUUCUGCUUCUCAGAGACCUAACAAAUAACAUUCAAUAUAUGUAAAUACACAUAUAUAUUUUUGUAAUGCUCAUUAGGAGAAUGACUUUAAAAGACAAAGCACCACCUAUAUUUUUGAAAAGGCUUUUAAAUUUGAGCAUUACAUGCUUUUCAUUUCAAAAAGGAACUGAAGUGUCUUUCUGAAUGUAUUUUGUAUGGAGUGAAUGUAAGGAAUUUCUUGUAAGGAAGGGGGUAAUUGCCAGAAAUGCAAAGGGAAUUAAAUAAUUGCAAUUGCAACAAGAUUUUUAUUAUAAUUGUAAGCUGAGAGAACUGUGUGAAAUAUAUGGAAAGGUUUCCCAUUUGUUUGAAUGGUGCAUCAAAUCAGAUCAAUAAAUUGUAAUGCCCUCAAA